Molecule: messenger RNA, 4926 nt
Organism: Klebsormidium nitens
Lineage: Eukaryota; Viridiplantae; Streptophyta; Klebsormidiophyceae; Klebsormidiales; Klebsormidiaceae
Source: the annotation of a GenBank genome assembly
AUGGAUCCUUCCGCCAAAAUAGCUGCUUCGGCAGCUUCCAUCAUCGAUGGAGACAUUCAGGGUACAGCCAGGCCUAGAAUCGAGCUGACAUUGGCAGACAUCGAUCUAGACUCGUCAGAUAAUGAAGAUGAAGUGCACACAUCAGAAGGACUAAAUGGAAAGGGAGGGCGACGAGAAAGCCCCGCAGCGAGUUUGCAAGAGGGUGGUGGCAACUACAAGUGGGGCAGCGUGUCAGAUAGCGGACCUGAGGGUGCUAAGAUAGUCUGGCAAGACAGGAAACAGGAUGGGGAUCGUCUCACAGAGCCAAAGACUGCUAGCUUGCAAAGCCAAUAUCAGAGUGGCGGUGCCGACACUGCGUCAGCUUUCUCAACAAGGAAACAGGUGGACCAGAAUCAGAUGGCGGGCGUGUACAGAGCUGCCUUGAGGGCAGUGUUUGCUGCACAGGAGGAGAGUGCUAAGCCGAUUGAAGAGUGCUACGCGGCUGCAGAGUUUCUCAGGAGAGCCUUUGGUUUUGACACUAAAGCGCACCAAGAGGCAGUGGUGGAGGUUCAGAACGAGCUCUCCUUCCGCAUACCAGACAUCAAGGCCCGCGUAGCUGCACUCAAAGCGGACGCAGGCCUGCACCUGCCGACCGACUUCGAGAGUUUUGACGCAUACAAAGCCUGGAAGAAGAUCGAGCUCGAAAGUUACGAUUCCAUCCUGCGGAAACAAGAAGCGCUCCCCGGAUUUAUUGGCACACUCUCAGUCGAGGUCCUGUCAGGCAGCGACAUCAAAGCAACCGACUUCACGAUGGGGGGCAUCCUCAAGGACCUGUGCACGUGCAAGGCAGUAAAGGCCAGUAAAUGCGACCCAUACUGUACUGUGACCCUCGUCUCAGACGGGUCAGCGCCGGUCAGGGCCGAAACGAGAGUGGUUAACGACUCGCUCAACCCAGAAUGGAAGGAAAAGCUGCCGGUCUUUCACGCGGCUAGCCUUAAGGACGAGGUUCUGGUCGAGGUUUGGGACUCGGACGACCUAGAUCCGCAGCAUGGGGCGAUGAGCAUCAUGGGAACCAUGAACCGGGUGGCCACUUUACCGGCCACAGCAGUCAAUGCGGCUGGAAAGCUAGCAUCGAGAAAGAUUCGCAAGUCAACGAGGCCAGAGUCGGCCCAGGUGACGGACGACUUCAUCGGCGAGGGAUCCCUCACCUUCCAGGACCUGCUUGCCUCCGGCUCCCCGAAAGGCGCCACUCUAGUCACGGUCCCCUCUAAGAUGGUCGCCCUCCGCGACUGGAAAGGCCGCCCCAUGAAGAGCCAGGUCCAGCUGAAGGUCGUCUGCACUGCAACGCACCACCGCCGCAAGAACGCCGACGGGCGGGAUGCGGCAAGGAUACCGGUGGCUGACGUCGAGAAGGCGUACGAUGCCCUGCUGGCAGUGGCGUGGAAAGAGAACGAAGAUACAGUUGGCGAGUCCUUCUCCUUGAACCAACACUGGUCCGAGAUCCUGCACCUCUUCGAGUCCCACUUCCACAUCCGCGGCGCGCGCUGCUCGCUUGCGAUGCUGGGCGAGCUCGCGCACAGGUACCAGACGGGCCCGCCCUACCUGCGCGCGACGGUCGCGCAGCUGACAGACGUCAGCUACCUCGCGCAAAAGGGGCUGCUGACGAAGCGCGAGAUGGACCUGCACGGGGAGGCCAUCGCGGUUCUGAUGGAGCCCGCCACGAGCACGGUGACGUCAUUCCAGACGGCGUUCCCCCGAAAUGAACCGCCGGCGGCGCUGGAGCUGGUGCUGCAGCUGCUGAGCCUGCUGCUCAAGUGGGAGCUGGACGUCAAGAAGAUUGCCAUCCCCGUCAGGAGCUGGGUCGAGAAGUGCUGCGAGGACCGGUUCAAGGCGCACCUCUUCGCCUCCGACGGCCCCGCGCCCGCCAGCGCGGUGGUCCUCGACCCAGCGUCGCUCGCACGCGCGGCCGCGGCCGUGCAAGCGGAUAUCGCGAACCUGGACGCGCAUUUCGCGCCGUCUUUCCCGGAAGAGGUGGACCUGGUGCCGACAGCCGCGCACGUGUACUACAAGGCGCUGUCGACCGCGGUGAAGAAGUACGUCGAGGCGGCGCCCGGGAAAACUUUCACCCGGGAGCAUAAGGUGGUGGUCCCCAUCCAAGAGCUGCACUUCCUGCCGAACGGCCCUUCGUGCGGCAGCCGCGGCUGGACGUGCAGUCCCGGCCUUCCCUUAGAAUGCAGUCCCCUUCGUUUAAACCUUGAUUUAGGCGACCUCUCUUCCCUGUUCCAGGGCCUGCUGAUCGCCUUCCAGGAGGACCUGGUGGUCGCCUUCCAGGACCUGCACGCGGUGCUGGACGGCCUGGGCGUGCGGCAGCCGCGGCUGGACGUGCAGUCGCUGUUGCACGAGCACAUCGUCGCGUGGAUGGCCGAGACGCGGCCGCGCAUGAUGGACUGGAUCAGCUCCGUUGUGUGCACCGAGAAGUGGGAGCCCGUCUCCGCGGCCAAGAGCGCGCUCUUCAGCUUCUCCAUCAUCGAGCUGUACAUGCUGGUGUACGAGGUGACGGACGAGAUGCACAACCGCGUGCUGCAGCUGGCCUUCGGCCGCGACUACAUGGCGGCCGCCGAGGCCGGGGUCUGCGCCGCCAUCCAGACCUACGCGCAGGUGCUCGAGAAGCUGUGUUUGGAGGAGCUGCCGGUUUCGUUGCCGAGCGAGGAGGAAAAGGGCAUCCUCACAAAGCUCAUGCGCCGGAAGGAGGCCCCGCCGCAGCUCUCCAUCACCAAAAGCCUCUGCGUCAAGCUGAACAACCUAAGCGCGGUACGUACCCAGCAGCAGCAGCUGGAGCACAACCUGGAGAAAAAGUGGACCGAAGCGUACACCCUGCACCGCCAAAAGGCGGCCGUCGAGUCUGGCCCCUCGCGCCGGACUUCCGGGGUCCCGCUUUCCAACCCCAGCGGAACAGCGGAACCGAACGGAGCGCCCACGAACACGAACAAGCGGGAGAGCCAGGGCGAGAUGGCGAAGCGGGUCAGCAUGGAAGAAGGAACAGACGAAGACGAUGAUGAAUUAGGGUUCCCGGACGAAGAACUGGAAUCCGUUUCUAAAUCCGACCCCUCCAGCGGCCGCCCCUCCCUCGACGAGUCGGUCCUAAACCGGUCGUCGAACACGAGCCGGGCGUCCAGCGCGCGGCAGUCGAUCGACGAGGAGCGGCCAGAGGAACUAGAGCGGGGGAAGAGGGAGUCGGGAGGGGCGUUCAUGCCCAGGAUGUGGGCGGUGUUGAACGAGGGGAAGGAAGAGGAUCCGGUCGGGAAAGGGUUUGAGGCGCUCAAAGACUACCUCAGUCAGACGUACGAGGACGUGGUGGGGUCUAUCGUUGAAAACAUACAGAGCCGUAUGCAGAGCGAGGUACAGUACCUCUUCGAGUCGCCGUCCAAGGACAAGGCCCAUGAGGCGCCCGCCACCAUUGAGGAGAGACUCGCACCUCUGACGUCAUACCUGGAUCAGCACCUGAAGAUGAUGAACGACUACCUCAGCGCGCGCGUGUUCCGGCGGGUCCUGAAAGAGAUCUGGAUGGGCCUGCUCUUCUGCAUGGAGGAGUUUGCGCUCAACAAGGAUGAGGAUCCCGAGCCGAUGACGAUGGCUGACUACACCAACAUGCGGGAAGCCCUGCAGGUGCUGUACGACUACUUCAACGGCGGCGGGAGCGGGCUCAAGAAGAGCAAGAUGGAGAAGGCCGCGGCGCGGCUAAACAAAAUCCUUGAGUUGUGGCGCGCGCCCACGCACGAAGUAUGCGCCGAGUACUGGCGGGCUUGGGACCGGUUCAACAGCGAGCACGGAACGAGCGUGGCGGGAAAAAGCGACCGGAGACGUCGGAGCAGCGACUGGGGGGAAGCGCCGGAGACCCCUGCAAAGGCAAGAGCCCACUUACGUCACAAGGACGUCAUCAUUCUGCAGGAGUCCCGUGCCCCGGAUCUUCAGCGGCAGUCCAGCACGGCUAGCGCCGCCUCUUGGGUGGGCCGAGAGGACGAAGCCGAGUUGGAACGAGCGGAAUCCGGCGGAACAGAAGCGGAACUCAAGCUGCCGGAUAUCAUCUGCCUGCUCCGGCAACGGAAGGACGACGAGAUCGCGGAAGACCUGCUGGAGAAACAGGAGGACCUGACCAAAGAUAUCAUGGUGCAAGCGCGCUUUGGGCUGCCCAGAGAAGACAAGAUGGUCGCCGCGUUUCCCUGCAGGAACGCGAAGAAGCUGGCGGGCACGCUGUACGUAACGAAGCAGCACGUGUGCUGGGCGCCUACGCUGCCCGACUCGCGGAAAGCGCACGAGGCGCGGCUCAGCGUCGCGCUCGCGUACGAGAAAAUUGUGCGGCUAGACAACGUGGGCAGCAACCACUUGUGCUUUUACGGCGCCAACCGCAAGCCCGUCCAGUUCAGCAAGUUCGCCGACCGGGGCAUUGUCCUGGCCACCAUUUUCCAGCAAGUCAAAGGGACCGUGGCGCACCUCGAGGGGUACCUGGCUGAGCGGGGAGUCACCGCCGAUGGGGCCUUCGUGCCGCGCACCAAAACGGCCCGGGAGGUCGUCCUUAAAAGGUACAGCUGCUCCAAGCACGGCAUGGUGCACAACCGGGCCGGAACGCUGGUAGCGACACCGACGCUACUCAUCUUUGACCGCCCGGAGAACCCUGAGAAGAACCUGCAGUUCGUGCACGACUCGAUCAAGGACAUCCAGUUCAAGAAGCACGGCAUGCGCGAGAGCCGGGUGUUCCUCGAGCUCAAAACAGGCGAAACGUUUGAGUUCGUCGGUUUUACAAAUCCGCCCAAAGUGACCGCUGAAGAAGUUGCAAACGAGCUGCGAAAGAUCGUCCUCGGCGGGAGAGCCGACGGGAGCUUCCACAAACAGACGCCUUCGUCCCCUGAAUCUGUGAACGGGAUCGGCAGCAGUAGUCGGCGCUUCUGA